Python bivittatus (Burmese python) is the source of this 933-nucleotide messenger RNA. RefSeq names its product olfactory receptor 14L1-like. Gene Ontology annotation, molecular function: G protein-coupled receptor activity; olfactory receptor activity. The record is from RefSeq and is a predicted model, not a curated record. Gene Ontology annotation, biological process: G protein-coupled receptor signaling pathway. NCBI's taxonomy places the organism in Eukaryota, Metazoa, Chordata, Lepidosauria, Squamata, Pythonidae. Gene Ontology annotation, cellular component: membrane.
AUGGAUAAUGACACAUCUGUGUUUCUUCUCUUGGAUUUCUCAAAACACUGGGAGGUACAGAUUAUUUACUUAUCUUUAUUCCUGAUACUUUAUUUAAUGACAGUAACUGGGAACAUUCUCAUUAUCACUGCUAUAGUCUUUGACCACCACCUUCACACCCCCAUGUACUUCUUCAUGAUGAAUUUAGCCAUGCAAGACAUUGGUUCAGUUUCAGUCAUUAUCCCCAAAGCCAUUUUUAAUUCUCUUAUGAAGAUAAGGUAUAUUUCUUAUUCUGGAUGUGUUGCUCAGGUUCUCUUGUUUGUUUUUUUCCUGGACUCUGAUGUUGCCCUCCUAACUGUCAUGGCGUAUGAUCGGUAUGUUGCCAUUUGUAACCCACUGCAAUAUGAAAUGACAAUGAACAGGAAGGCUUGCACCAUAAUGGUUAGCAGUGUGUGGAUAGCCAGCCUUCUCAAUGCUUCAUUACACACUAUUGUCACUUUUAUUACUCCUUUCUGUUCUAAUAUUAUCAACCAGUUCUUGUGUGAAAUCCCAUAUUUACUUAAGGUUACCUGCUCUGGUUUAUCUGUAUUUAACAUUGGAAUUAUUGUCUUCAGUGCUACAUUAGUAAUUGGUUGCUUUGCCUUUGUCGUUGUCACUUAUGUGCAUGUCUUCUGUGCUGUACUGAGAAUUCCUUCUGUUCAAGGAAGGAAAAAGGCCUUCUCCACUUGUCUGCCACACCUCACUGUCUUCUCCCUGUUCGUGUUUACUGGUGCCUUUGCUUACCUAAGGCCCAUAUCUGACAGUCCAUCACACUUUGACUUCAUAAUUACAAUAAUGUAUUCAAUUUUUCCACCCAUGAUGAAUCCAUUAAUCUACAGCAUGAGAAACAAGAAGAUCAAAGCUGCUCUUUCAAGAUUUCUUGGUCUGACAUUAUUUCUUUUGAAAGAAGCAUGA